AUGGCGGCGACGUGGCGCAAGGUGCUGCGGCAGACGUCGGUGCUCUUGUCGCCAUCCGCGACGCGGCCAUCGCUGCGGAAGAUCCACGAGCCCUUGCCCAAGAUCCCAGACCGUGUUAGCUGGCUGCUCAUCGAGCUCAUCACGUACGUCGACACGCAUUGCAGCAUCAGCGAGACAUUGUACCGCGACCAAGGCCGCGACGCCGAUGUCUCGGAGCUCUUCAAGCUCUUCCAGCACCACGCGUCGACGACGAGCGCGCCCAUCUCGGAGCGCCUGCCCGCCUUCUCAUCUGCCGUGCUCACGACCGUGAUCGUCCAGAUUCUGCACACAUACGAGCCACUGCUAUCGUACACCGUCUCCCAAGAGCUCUUGGAGCGAGGCAGUACGGUCGAAGCCAUUGCCACGGCCAAAGGUCCGUUCCACAAGCCGCCAAGUGCUCCGCGUCCUGCUCAGUCACCUCGCACGCCGUCCCGUCUCGAUGUGCGCAAGCCAGUCAAGCACUUGAGUCGCCUCGUGGGUCUGCACGUCGUCAGGCCCUUUGAGGACCACGUUUAUCUUAACCAACGCGAUGUUGUCAAGGCGCGCGUUCUGCUCUCCAACGCGCUCAUUGCGGGUGCGGCGAGCUGGCCGUACGACUGCCAUGCAUCCAUGCCCACGGACAAGGAGCUCCUCUUUCUGCUCAAGCUGCAAUGGCCAGAGGGCGCGAUCGCGUCGGAAGACCAAUUGCUUCGCUGUCUGAGCAAGUACGGCGCCGUCGAGUCCAUCGAGUGUGACCUCGGGAGCCGCAAAGCCAAAGUUUGUUUGCGUCUUCGGUCGUCCAAGCCUUUGCAUCAAACAGUACUCAAGCUCCACUCAAAAGCGCGCAUCUACGUCGUCUGCGCCGCAUUGCAGCACGAGGCAGACGCGGCGCCGGAGGUCAUCUCGCUGCCAACUGCCUGCCUCAAGAUGGACACGACUCCGGGGGAUCGCGCACCAAACGCCACCUCGACCAACGGCGUGCCACCUGUGGAGAUGGUUGACUGCAGUAGCAUGGCUGUUGUUACCUCGAUGGACGCUGCUGUCAACACUAUGCCAAUGGCACACAAUCCCGUCGCCACCCCCGUUGACUCAGUAGCUGUUCAGAUGGACGACAAUAGCGUGGGAACGACCACGACCAGCUGCCAGUGCGACACCGUUGCAAUUGGUGUGGACGAGAGCAGCCAAACAACGGCAGAGACGGACGGCGGUCCCGAUGGCCUGCAGCUCGCGACCAAAUAUGCGCACAUGCAGCACCAGCUAGGCCGGCUACGCGGUGUUCUGGCGGCGACAACGGCUACUGAAUCGCAAGAGCGGUGCUCCGAGCCGCUCGUACCAGUUUUGGAGCAGCUUCAGCAGGAGACCUUGCGCCUUCUUGAUGCCAUCCUCGCCGAUGCACCGUCCGAGGCGUUCGAGACACACAUGGAGAAGCUACACGACAACCACGUCCACGCUAUGACCAAGGUUUUGGAAGCCGAGGUGCGUGCGUCGCAGGAGUUGCUGCGUCUCCAUAAGGCGCAAUACGACGCCCAGGCCAAACACUGGGAAGUCGAGCUGACGACAGCCAAGCUGCUCCGUCUCGAAGCCGAGAAGCUCAAUACGGACCUGCGGCAAGAGCUCCAUUCGACGCGCAGUGAGCUUGCUUGCCACCUGGCGAUGCUCUCGCACCUCCGACGGUGCCUGCAUCUUGUCAUUGGUGUACCGCGCGUCAUCCUCAAGUAG
Messenger RNA from Saprolegnia parasitica CBS 223.65, 1737 nucleotides. RefSeq lists its product as hypothetical. The record is from RefSeq and is a predicted model, not a curated record. The coding region runs from base 1 to 1737 and encodes 578 amino acids. The transcript has 9 exons. NCBI's taxonomy places the organism in Eukaryota, Oomycota, Saprolegniomycetes, Saprolegniales, Saprolegniaceae.